AUCCCUGUUCUCGGGCUCCUCCUUGCCCCAUCUCCUACCUCUCCCCCCAACCCCCCACCCCUCCGGGAUCCACUGGAACCCGGCCCCGCCCCCCGGGGCUGGGGCGAUCCCCUUCCCCCGCCGGGUGAGGUGCUGCGGGCGGGGGCUGGGCCUGUGGGGCCGCGGGGGCUCAGAGGCCGCCGCCCCCUCCCUAAGCCCGUCCGCCCCUUACUCGGAGCUCUGGAUGGAGGCACCACGGCCGCGGGGCUGAACCAGGUCGGGCCUGCCACCACCUUCUCCCACUCCCUUCCCCAGCCCCACCCCUUGCCCCCUCCAUGGAGAGGAAUAGAUCCCAGCUCAGCCCGGUCUAACCCAGGUCCCUCCCCGCCCCCCCUCCUUCCUCCUUUCCCCGCCCCCUCCUCCCUCCUGGGGCAAGGGGGGCCUCCCUCCCUCUCCCCCCCUUCUCUCUCUCUCCGAGGGGGGGGGUCCCGGGGAGGGAGGGGGGGUCCCCCCGAUCAGCAUGUGGCUCCUGGCGCUGUGUCUGGUGGGGCUGGCGGGGGCUCAACGUGGGGGAGGGGGUCCCGGGGGCGCCCCUGGAAGCCCCGGCCUGGGCCUCAGCAGCCUCGGGGAGGAGCGCUUCCCAGUGGUGAACACUGCCUACGGGCGAGUACGAGGUGUCCGUCGUGAACUCAACAACGAGAUCCUGGGCCCGGUCGUGCAGUUCUUGGGCGUGCCGUACGCCACACCACCCCUGGGAGCCCGCCGCUUCCAGCCUCCGGAGGCGCCUGCCUCGUGGCCCGGCGUGCGCAACGCCACCACCCUGCCGCCUGCCUGCCCACAGAACCUACACGGGGCGCUGCCCGCCAUCAUGCUGCCCGUGUGGUUCACCGACAACCUGGAGGCAGCCGCCACCUACGUGCAGAACCAGAGCGAGGACUGCCUGUACCUCAACCUCUACGUGCCCACCGAGGAUGGUCCGCUCACAAAAAAACGUGACGAGGCGACGCUCAAUCCGCCAGACACAGAUAUCCGGGACUCUGGGAAGAAGCCUGUGAUGCUGUUUCUUCACGGCGGGUCCUACAUGGAGGGCACCGGAAACAUGUUCGAUGGCUCCGUCCUGGCUGCCUAUGGCAACGUCAUUGUAGCCACACUCAACUACCGGCUUGGGGUGCUCGGUUUUCUCAGCACCGGUGACCAGGCUGCAAAAGGCAACUAUGGGCUCCUGGACCAGAUUCAGGCCCUACGCUGGCUCAGUGAGAACAUUGCCCACUUUGGGGGUGACCCGGAACGCAUCACCAUCUUUGGGUCUGGGGCUGGGGCCUCUUGUGUCAACCUUCUGAUCCUCUCUCACCAUUCAGAAGGGCUAUUCCAGAAGGCCAUUGCCCAGAGUGGCACCGCCAUCUCCAGCUGGUCUGUCAACUACCAGCCACUCAAGUACACACGGCUACUGGCAGCCAAGGUGGGCUGUGACCGGGAGGACAGUGCCGAGGCGGUGGAGUGUCUGCGCCGGAAGCCGUCCCGGGAGCUGGUGGACCAAGAUGUGCAGCCUGCCCGCUACCACAUUGCCUUUGGGCCCGUGGUGGACGGUGAUGUCGUCCCCGAUGACCCUGAGAUCCUCAUGCAGCAGGGAGAAUUCCUCAAUUACGACAUGCUCAUUGGCGUCAACCAAGGAGAGGGCCUCAAAUUUGUGGAGGACUCCGCAGAGAGCGAGGAUGGGGUGUCUGCCAGCGCCUUUGACUUCACCGUCUCCAAUUUUGUGGACAACCUGUAUGGCUACCCAGAGGGCAAGGACGUGCUGCGGGAGACCAUCAAAUUCAUGUACACGGACUGGGCUGACCGGGACAAUGGGGAGAUGCGACGCAAGACCCUGCUGGCACUCUUCACUGACCACCAGUGGGUGGCCCCCGCCGUGGCCACCGCCAAGCUGCACGCCGACUACCAGUCCCCUGUCUACUUUUACACCUUCUACCACCACUGCCAGGCUGAGGGCCGGCCCGAGUGGGCAGACGCAGCGCACGGGGACGAACUUCCCUAUGUCUUUGGUGUGCCCAUGGUGGGUGCCACCGACCUCUUCCCCUGCAACUUCUCCAAGAACGAUGUCAUGCUCAGCGCUGUGGUCAUGACCUACUGGACCAACUUCGCCAAGACUGGCGACCCCAACCAGCCGGUGCCACAGGACACCAAGUUCAUCCACACCAAACCCAACCGUUUUGAGGAGGUGGUGUGGAGCAAGUUCAACAGCAAGGAGAAGCAGUAUCUGCACAUUGGCUUGAAGCCACGAGUGCGUGACAACUACCGCGCUAAUAAGGUGGCCUUCUGGCUGGAGCUGGUGCCCCACCUGCACAACCUGCACACAGAGCUCUUCACCACCACCACACGCCUGCCUCCCUACACCACCCGCUGGCCGCCGCGCCCACCCCAAGGCGCUCCGGGCACCCGCAGGCCCCCACUGCCUGCCACUCUGCCUCCGGAGCCUGAGCCCGAGCCCGGCCCCAGGGCCUAUGACCGCUUCCCUGGGGACUCUCGAGACUACUCCACGGAGCUCAGCGUCACUGUGGCUGUGGGCGCCUCCCUCCUGUUCCUCAACAUCCUGGCCUUUGCCGCCCUCUACUACAAGCGGGACCGGAGGCAGGAGCUGCGGUGCAGGCGGCUCAGCCCACCCUGUGGCUCUGGCUCAGGAGUGCCUGGCGGGGGCCCCCUGCUGCCUGCUGCUGGCCGAGAGCUGCCACCGGAGGAGGAGCUGGUGUCACUGCAGCUCAAGCGUGGUGGUGGCGUUGGGGCGGACCCUGCUGAGGCCCUGCGCCCUGCCUGCCCUCCCGACUACACCCUGGCCCUGCGCCGGGCACCAGAUGAUGUGCCUCUCUUGGGCCCUGGGGCCCUGACCCUGCUGCCCAGUGGCCUCGGGCCCCCGCCGCCCCCGCCGCCCCCCUCCCUCCACCCCUUCGGGCCCUUCCCUCCACCUCCUCCCACUGCUACUAGUCACAACAACACACUACCCCACCCCCAUUCCACCACUCGGGUAUAGGGGGCAGCUUGGGGAGUCUCUCCUCCCCAGCACUGCUGCCCCCCACCCACCCGGCGGGAGGUCCAACUUGGAAGGCAGGGAGGACCACUUGGCCACUGGCCUUUCUCAUGUGACCACACCUGGAAGAGCAGUCGGUGGACAUGGGUCUC
Messenger RNA from Erinaceus europaeus (western European hedgehog), 3153 nucleotides. RefSeq names its product neuroligin 2 (gene NLGN2). The transcript has 8 exons. Lineage: Eukaryota; Metazoa; Chordata; Mammalia; Eulipotyphla; Erinaceidae. Gene Ontology annotation, biological process: postsynaptic membrane assembly; chemical synaptic transmission; modulation of chemical synaptic transmission. Gene Ontology annotation, cellular component: synapse; postsynaptic specialization membrane; cell surface. The record is from RefSeq and is a predicted model, not a curated record. Bases 500 to 3004 code for a protein of 834 amino acids. Gene Ontology annotation, molecular function: signaling receptor activity; neurexin family protein binding.